AUGAGAAACUCAAGUUCUAACUAUUCAUUAUAAAGAGAUUUCUAAAAGCUAGAAUCAAGAAUUGAUAGUAUUGAAUUAAGAAAUAAAAGUGGAAUAAGGAAUAAUAAAAAAGAAGAGACUGGAUAUUCAAGAAUAGAUAAUAAAGAAAAUUAUUCAAUCUAAACAACAAAAAAUCAAUUAUUUUCAUAUGGUGCAAAAUAUUAACAUAAACUUUAAAUGCAAAAAUCUAAGGUAGAGAUACCUGUAAUUGAAGUCAAAAGAGUAGAUGAUAAAAAAAAGUUGAGUGUAAUUUUCAAAUUUUAUGCAUCUUUUGGAGACAGAACCAAUAUUGAUUAUAUUAGAUCAAAUAAAAUACAUAAAUUAAUGUCAGAUUCAUAAAUAAAACUUCAAAAAUAAGAUUAAUAAUAUAUUGAUUUACUUUUUGUUAAAGCAAAUAGAAAUAAACCAAAUAUGGAUUUUGAAAACUUCUAUUAUUUUUUAGAAUUAUUAUCUGAAACUUUAUAUGGAGAUGAAAAUUCCUUUUAAAUAUUAAUGGAUAAUCAUUUGACUCCAUUAUAUGAGAAUAUUAUCUCUUCAACAGAUUUAGGUGAUGAGGAAACUAAAUUAUCUUAAGAAAUUGAUCCAGUUUGCCUCAAAUUAAUAUAAGUUGUUAUUUAACCAAUUACCUUUAUUUAUAAUAAAUAUUUUCCUCCUUAAUUUAAAAAUUUCAAUUUGAAAGAUUAAUAAGAAGAAUUAAUGUUGAAAUAGUAGAUUCGAUCAUCUCUAUUUUUAUUUUUAAAAGAUUUUGAAAUUUGUCCUUAAUUCAUUACCAAAGGCUCUGCUUAUCUUCUUUUAGAUUAUAUAUAAGCAGAUCCUAAUUUACCUUAAAUUUAUUAAUAAAAAAAAUAAAAAUCAAAAUUUGAUAUUAAUUAAUUUUGUUGUUAUAUUAUUAAAUUAGCUACGAUGACACUUUAAAGUUUUGAUGAUUCCACACAAGAAUAAUAAAUGAUAACUCCAUUAUAAAAAUUAGCAUUUUUAUUUGAACGAAUGGAAUUAAGUCAAGGUUUUAAUAAUUUAGAAAUACCAUCAAAUAAUUCUAAAUUAAAUUGGAAAUUAAAAGUACCAGAAGAACUUAUAGAAUUAAUAAUUAGUGAUCCUGAUGCUAUUUAAUAUUUGAACUCUACUACUUAAAGAAUGAAAAUUCAUCAUUUAAAAAAUGAAGAAUUCUAUGAUGAAUAAGUUAAAAGAAUUAAUACAGUACCUACUAAUAGAAUAAGACCAUCUAUUUAAAUUAAUAAAUAAUUUGAGGAAUAAUGUUAAUAAUUAUUUUAAGAAAAUUAUACAUAAUUAUUUAAUAUCUAUAGAUAAUAUUCAGGAAUUAAUUAAUAGACUGGAUAAGAUAAUGAAUUGGUUGGUAGUAAAUGGAUGAAAUUCUUAAAAGAUGCUAAUUUAGUUAAUAUAAAUUUAAUUGAUAAAAAUAGUAAAUUAUCUUAUUAAGUACCUCAUAAUGAAAUUGAUCUAAUUUUUACCAAAGCUUGUACAAUAUCUCAAAAUAAUAGAACAUCAGUUCCUAUAAAAUAAAAGAAAUAAACAAUGAAUUUCUUAUAGUUUUUAAAAGGUCUCUAAUUACUCAAUAAUGAUAUUCAUGUAUUAAGAAUCAUUUUAAAUGAUCAUGUAUUAAAUUUAAUGAGUCAAGGACCAGAAAAUAAAAUGAAAGAUCUCCUCUCUUAAUUAAUGAAUAUAUUAAAGGAUAAAGAAAUAGUUGAAUUUUUAGGAUUGCUACAUAAAUCAAUUUUAGUAUAUUAUAAAUAAUACACUAUUGGUAAAUAGAUUAUGAAUUUUGAAUAAUUUUUAAGAUUUUACAAAGUAAAUAUAUAUAUCAUAAUGAAUUAUUAGGAUUUUUCGAUAUUCCCUGAUUUAUUGACCAAAAAUAAGAUAGUUUAAAUAUUUUAGAUAUUGUCUAAAUUAUAUGAGAAUUAAGAAAAUUCAAAUAUCAAAAGUGGCCAUAUUGAUUAACAUAUGUUUGUAGAAUCUCUUGCAUUAGCUGCCUUAGAAAUAACAUAUAAUGAUGAUGAAAAUUUAAGUUAGAUAGAAAAAGUAAUAAUUAUAGAAAUUAUUAUUUUAGAUAUAUUUUUUAAUAGAGAGAUUAAAUUAAUCAGAAGGUCCUAGGAUUGUUUAGAAGUAAUUGGGACAUACAACGUAAAAUUAAAUAUUAAAUAAUAUAGUUGUCCUUCUGGCCAAGAUUGGGAUUUAUUGUAUUAUAUCAAAAAGAGGUUUUCAUGGUUGAUUUAAUAAUAAUAAGAAUAACUUUCUUAUUAAUAAUGA
Paramecium pentaurelia is the source of this 2304-nucleotide messenger RNA. NCBI's taxonomy places the organism in Eukaryota, Ciliophora, Oligohymenophorea, Peniculida, Parameciidae. The record is from the annotation of a GenBank genome assembly.